AUGAAAAAACAGGGUAACAACCUGAGUACUCUUAAUGAUAUUAACAAUCAAAAUGAGGAAUCACAACAUAAUUAUUUAAAUUCUAAUUUAGAUAAUUAUAAAUAUUGGCAAUAUAAUACGAUUUUACUUUACAAUGUUAUUAUGAUAUAUACAUGUGAAUGGCCAUCAUUAUUUAUAGAAUGGUUACCAAAUGUUUAUAAAAGUGAUGAAGACUAUUAUUAUCAAGAUUUAAUAUUGGGGACAUAUACAACCGAAAAAAAUAAUUACAUUUUGAUUUUAGAAGUUAGCUUGCCGAGUGAACAAUUUUCUUUUUCUAGCUUUUAUUAUGAAAAAAUAAAUGACUAUAGACAUAAUUUUUGUAAUGAUACUAGUAAAAAUUUCAAAAUAAAGAAUAAAAUAUAUCACGAAUGUGAAAUAAAUAAAAUAAGUUGUAACCCGAAAAAUUCAGAUGUAAUAGCUUGUUUUUCAUCAGAUGGCAAUAUUAAUAUUUUAAAUUUAGCAAAUUAUCAAUAUGAAGAAAAUGAACUUAAAAAAAAUAUAGGAAAUUUCGAUUUUAUUUUAAAGGGACAUUUAUAUCAGGGUUGGGGAUUACAGUGGGAUGAAGAAAAUGAUUUAAUUUCAUCUUGUGCAGAUGAUUCAUAUUUAUGCAUAUGGGAUAUUAAUUCAGGAAAAAAAGUAGUUAAUCCAUUAAUGAAAUUUUUUAAUAAUAAUAUACCUUUACAAGACUGUUGCUGGAAAGAUAAAAAUGUUUUAACAGUUUCAGAAAAUGGUUAUAUAAAUAUAUAUGAUAUACGUAGUAAAAAUUUAGUGAAUUCAAUAAAAGCAACAAAUUUCACUUUAAAUUCAAUUGACAUAAAUCCACAUAAUAGAAAUAUUUUUGCAACAGCUGGUACUAAUAAAGAAAUAGAUUUAUGGGAUAUUCGUUGCACAAGUAAAUCAUUGCAUCGAAUUAUUUCACAAAAAGAAACUAUCAUAAAAUUAAAGUGGGAUAAAUAUCAACCAGGAAUUUUAUCUUCCUCAUCAAGUGAUAAAUAUAUUUAUUUUUUUGAUACAAAUAAAAUAGGAAUAGAACAAACAUACGAAGAUUCUCAAGAUGGACCUCCUGAGCUUAUAUUUAUUCAUGGUGGCCAUUCUUCUAAUAUUUUAGAUUUUUCAUUAAAUACAUCCUAUUCAAUGAUGAUUUCUUCUAUUAGUGAAGAUAACACACUACACAUUUGGCAACCAUCCAAGCAAGCAUUCGAAGAUGCAUCAGAUACAUAUGAUGAUACUGAAGUUGAAUAA
Molecule: messenger RNA, 1281 nt
Organism: Plasmodium gallinaceum
Lineage: Eukaryota; Apicomplexa; Aconoidasida; Haemosporida; Plasmodiidae
Product: chromatin assembly factor 1 P55 subunit, putative
Exons: 4
Coding region: 1-1281 (426 amino acids)
Biological process (GO): regulation of gene expression
Cellular component (GO): nucleus
Molecular function (GO): histone binding
Source: RefSeq, a predicted model, not a curated record